Messenger RNA from Trichoplax adhaerens, 933 nucleotides. RefSeq lists its product as uncharacterized. Gene Ontology annotation, molecular function: DNA polymerase processivity factor activity; nucleic acid binding. NCBI's taxonomy places the organism in Eukaryota, Metazoa, Placozoa, Uniplacotomia, Trichoplacea, Trichoplacidae. Bases 1 to 933 code for a protein of 310 amino acids. Gene Ontology annotation, biological process: transcription elongation by mitochondrial RNA polymerase; mitochondrial transcription. Gene Ontology annotation, cellular component: mitochondrial nucleoid. The transcript has a single exon. The record is from RefSeq and is a predicted model, not a curated record.
AUGGCUCCAAAGAGUUUUGCAAAUGAAAUUAUGAAAACAACACUUGGAUACUUUCAACGUAGACCGGCAACUUGGAAGAAUACCGUUGGCAUUAGUCGUUCGCCUUAUUGCAUGCCAUUUCAUUCACUUCGAUUUAGCAGUAGCGAUUUAAGUCACAAUGAAUUGCUAGAACGUUUCAAUAUGUUUAACAAGCAACAAUUGCUAAACAUGAAGGGAAUCGGCCAGCUAAAAGCAAACCUUAUUAUUGAUUAUAGAAAAUCCAAUGGUUCAUUUAGUAGCUUAGAUCAACUUCAACAACUGAGAGGAUUUUCAUCAAAAUUAAUUGAUAGAUUACUCAAAAGCGAAAAUCAUUUAUCGAUUCGAAGGUACCCACCAUUAAUUGAUCAAGAUUUGCGUAAAAGUAUACAAAGCAUUGUUUCUAUCGAUCUAGGAUUUAAAAAUUUUGCUUAUGUCCAUAUAAAUAGAGAAUUAACUCUGCUAGAUUGGCGUAAAUUAUGCUUCCCAACAAUGACUAGCAAUAGCUUGCAAACUACUUACGAAAAUGUAAUCGGUAUUCGUCGGACCCUGCCUGCUGCUGAUGUUUAUGUAAUCGAACAAGCAAGUGCGAUUCCCCAUCACGGCGCUUCCUUUAAUACUGGGAUACCUCUCAGAAUAUUGGAAGCGUUCCUUUAUUGUGUAUUGCAGCCUAACAAGGUUGUAUCAAUGAAUGCUAAGACUGUCCAAUCCUAUUUUAAUUUAUCAAAAGGUCCCCAAAAGAAGACUGAUGCUAUAAAUAAGGUUCUUGAGUUAAUGAAUGGAAAGUCAAAAUGUCAUAACGUUACAUUUACAAAUCAACAAAUUUCUGAAUUUACAAGCAUUACAAAAAAGGAUGACCUGAGCGAUUGCCUAUUACAAGCUCUGACCUUCUAUGACAAAGAAGUAUUUGAUUUUUAA